GGCAUAGGUGGGGCGGGGCAACACCACUAGGCCGGCAAAGGCAGGAAAUCGGGGCUGGUCCCGGGCGGCUGCCCUGUCCCUAUCUCGGCUCUGCGCGUUCCCCACCCCACCCCCUGCCCCAGGGCCUCGCCAUGGACUCAACGGAGACAGAGCUAACCCCAGCUCCUGAGGGCAGGAAGAGAUACAGUGACAUCUUCCAGAGCCUGGACAACCUCGAGAUAUCAUUGGGGAACGUGACUUUCGAUCCCCUGGCUGGAGACCUUGUACUCAGAGAAGACCUGGAGCCUGACAAGACUGACACAGCUGCCGUGGAGACUGAGGAGAACAGUGAAGCCAGUUGGAGCAACCCCUCCCCAGAAGGCCCUGCACCCCUCACAGAGGAAGAACUAGAUUUACGACUUAUCCGGACCAAGGGUGGUGUGGACGCUGCCUUGGAGUACGCCAAAGCAUGGAGCCGCUAUGCCAAGGAGCUACUGGCCUGGACAGACAAGAGAGCCAACUAUGAGCUCGAAUUUGCGAAGAAUAUCAUGAAGAUCGCCGAGGCUGGCAAGGGAUCCAUUCUCCAGCAGAGCCAAAUGCCACUCCAGUACAUCUACACCUUGUUCCUGGAGCAUGACCACAGCUUGGGUGCCCUGGCCAUAGACACCGUGGCCCAGCAGAAGAGAGACUACUACCAGCCCCUGGCGGCCAAAAGGAUGGAAAUUGAGAAGUGGAGGAAGGAAUUCAAGGAACAGUGGCUGAAGGAGCAGAAGCGCAUGAGCGAGGCGGAGCAGGCACUGCGGCGCUCACAGCUCCAGUACAUUCAACGCAGAGAGGACCUGAGGGCACGCACCCAGGGGUCCCCUGAGGACCCUCCUCUCCAGGCAUCUCCUGGAUCCAACAAGCAACAGGAGCGCAGACGGCGCUCCCGAGAGGAGGCACAGGCCAAGGCACAUGAGGCGGAGGCUCUGUACCAGGCCUGUGUCCGGGAAGCCAAUACGCGCCAGCAGGAUCUGGAGACCACCAAGCGGCGGAUAGUGUCGCAUGUACGCAAGCUGGUGUUGCAAGGAGAUGAAGUGCUUAGGCGGGUGACGUUGGGCCUGUUUGAGCUGCGAGGAGCGCAGGCAGAGCGAGGACCCCGCUCCUUCUCUGCUCUGGCUGAGUGCUGUGUGCCCUUUGAACCUGGUCAGCGCUACCAGGAGUUUGUGCGGUCACUGCAACCUGGGGCCCCACCACCGCCAUCUCCCGCCUUCUGCUUCCAGGAGUUCGCGCCUGUGGUACACAGUUUCCCUCAGGACACAAAAAAGAAGUUUUCAGGGCCUCUACCUACAAGGCUGGAGGAGGGUCCCUCUGAGCCUGGCCCUUGGGAGGUUGCCAGCUUAGGCAGCCAGGGGAUCCCAGGCAGUGAUGUGGACAGUGUAGGUGGUGGCAGUGAGUCCCGGUCCUUGGAUUCUCCCACUUCCAGCCCAGGUGCUGGCGCCCGCCGGCUGGUAAAGGCGUCAUCCACGGGCACGGAGUCCUCAGAUGACUUUGAGGAGCGAGACCCUGAUCUGGGGGAUGGGAUGGAGAAUGGAACAGGCAGCCCCUUCAGGAAGUGGACACUGUCUACAGCCGCUCAAACCCACCGACUACGGCGACUGCGGGGCCCAGCCAAGUGCAGAGAAUGUGAAGCCUUCAUGGUCAGCGGGACAGAGUGUGAAGAGUGCUUUUUGACCUGUCACAAGCGCUGCCUGGAGACCCUCCUCAUCCUUUGUGGACACCAGCGGCUUCCAGCCCGGAUGCCUCUCUUUGGGGUUGACUUCCUACAGCUCCCCAGAGAUUUCCCUGAGGAGGUGCCCUUUGUGGUUACCAGAUGCACAGCUGAGAUAGAGCACCGUGCCCUGGGCUUGCAGGGUAUCUAUCGGGUCAGUGGGUCUCGGGUACGUGUGGAGCGCCUGUGCCAGGCCUUUGAGAAUGGCCGAGCACUGGUAGAGCUGUCGGGGAACUCUCCUCAUGAUAUCACCAGUGUCCUCAAGCGAUUUCUUCAGGAGCUCACUGAUCCCGUGGUCCCCUUCCACUUCUACGACGCCUUCAUCUCUCUGGCAAAGACCCUGCAUGCAGACCCUGGGGACGACCCUGGGACCCCCAGCCCCAGCCCUGAGAUUAUCCGCUCGCUGAAGACCCUCUUGGUGCAGCUGCCUGACUCUAACUACAGCACCCUGCGGCACCUGGUGGCCCAUCUGUUCAGGGUGGCCGCUCGGUUUAAAGAAAACAAGAUGUCUGCCAACAACUUGGGGAUUGUAUUUGGGCCUACAUUGCUGCGGCCACCAGACGGACCAGGGGCCACCAGUGCCAGCCCUGUGGCCUGUCUACUGGACUCUGGUCACCAGGCUCAGCUUGUUGAGUUCCUCAUUGUGCACUAUGAGCAGAUCUUCGGGAUGGACGAGCUCCCCCUGACCUCUGAGCCCCUGACUCAAGACCCUGCCUUGGCUCCCGCACUCCUCGAAUCCAGUCCCCAGCACCCAGCCUCACUCGUUGCCCAAGACUCACAGCCCCUGACCAUAGCCUCAGAUUCCAGCCCAGACCCCAAACAACACAGUGCCUUGGAGAAGUGUCCCGAGGUCACGCCUCCUGAGCUUACGACUCUGCAGAGCAACCGAAAGGAGGAGGAGGUGGAAGACACCAGAGAUGGGGCGGGGGAUGGGUCCAGCCACUCCCCCGAGGACUUGCUCCUGGUAGCACAAUCCCGGGGCCACUUCAGCCGCCAGCCAGUGAAGUAUUCCCGGGGAGGUGUGCGGCCAGUUACUCAUCAGCUCUCCAGCCUGGCUCUGGUGGCCUCCAAGCUGUGUGAGGAGACUCCUAUCACUGUCUCAGCAGUGCACCGAGGUAGUUUGAGGGCACGAGGCCUGGGCCCUGCUGCUGCCUCCCCUGAAGGCGGCACCCUGCGCCGGAACCCUCUGCCCAAGCACUUUGAGAUCACCCAGGAGACAGCCCGGCUACUCUCCAAGCUGGACAGUGAGGCUGUGUCCAGAGCCUCCUGUUGUGCUGACCCAGAGCCCGAGGAGUCUGAGGAGCACCUCUGACCACCCACCAGCCUGAGGGACCGAGGACUGAAUUGAUGGUCCUAUAUGUCUCCCUACCUGACCCAACCUGGUGACCAAACCAAUUCCAUGGGGUGUGGGGAGAGAUGGGGUUACCGAGAGUUCAGGUAAUGAAGAUUACAUGCCUAUGGGAGUCCUGAAACACUUGGUUGAAGUGUCCCAACAUCUCCCUGCCAGAGGAGAUUUAAACAAGCAAGGCAACACAGGCGACUGGGGUCAAGACUCAAUGGUCAAUUCAGGUCAGUAGAUCCUUCAGGUCUACCUCAGUCUCUGACGUCGAGACAGGCGUCUGACUAUUUCAGUCAUAAUGGCUCCUGGUCCUGCUACCACUUGCCUCCUUGGCAGACUCCAAUUCAGCCCUGUCACCUUUAUUUACUCCUUCCUUUUGUUUGUUUGUUUGUUUGUUUGUUUGUUUUGAGCCAAGGUCUCUUUCUGUAGCUCUGGCUGGUCUGGAGCUCCCUUUGCAAACCACAAAUCCUCUGCCUCCCAAGUGCUGGCCAAGUCUGUGUUCUUACAACCUCCAAAUAAAACCCUCUUCCUGCAGCGGGCAGGACGGCCGAGCACAAUGGUGCUUGCUGUACAGCCUCGUAGACCUUCCUUGGAUCUCCCAGACACGCUUAGUGGAGAGAAUCCAUUCCUGCAAAUUGUCUGACCUAUGCACAUGCACACAAAAAAAUAAAUUUUUAAUUAAAAAAA
Messenger RNA from Rattus rattus (black rat), 3755 nucleotides. It is a transcript of the gene Gmip, whose product is annotated as GEM interacting protein. Gene Ontology annotation, biological process: signal transduction; activation of GTPase activity; negative regulation of GTPase activity. Gene Ontology annotation, cellular component: plasma membrane. The record is from RefSeq and is a predicted model, not a curated record. The transcript is spliced from 21 exons. Gene Ontology annotation, molecular function: GTPase activator activity. Lineage: Eukaryota; Metazoa; Chordata; Mammalia; Rodentia; Muridae. The coding region runs from base 132 to 3041 and encodes 969 amino acids.